Molecule: messenger RNA, 714 nt
Organism: Striga asiatica
Lineage: Eukaryota; Viridiplantae; Streptophyta; Magnoliopsida; Lamiales; Orobanchaceae
Source: the annotation of a GenBank genome assembly
AUGGGGACCACCACACCAUCUCUCAAUGUCUCUCUCAAUUUCUCUUUGUUACACUCGCCGACGCACACACACAUCACACAUUCCGGCAACCGGUUUUUCACUGGCCACUGUGACCACCUCCCUACCACAUCCCAUCGCCGUCGUCACACCCGGCACCAAAAAUUACACCCAGAAAUCUAUACAAUUGGAAUACACACACGCACCACAGCCAAAACCCAUCCCAUACGGCGACCGUCAACCAGCCACCAACCCACCGCCGACGCGAGCUCUGCCGAGCAGUCAUUUUUUACGCCAGCUCCACCGAAGCCCCGCCGUUACAGUCGCUUCAUCACCAGGUCUAUGGUGGAUGCCGUCGGGAUGGACACCGUCUGGGGUUGCGGAAUCCGUCUUCUAUCAGCCGACGCCGUCGAUAUGGACUCAGAAGUCUUGAGGCGUCCACCGAGGAGCCGCCGUAAAACGAGCUCUGCAGAUCCACUGUUUGUGAAGUUCGGCUUUGACUCCGUCACUAAUCUCGCCACAGCGUCCGGCGGCGAAAGGCUCCAUCAUAUUACAACAUGGUGGCCGCCGAGAACUCUGAUGUCAGACGCAGAGAAUUUUGGCGGAGAAGACAAGCGGUUUGGUGUGGUGGAGGGGUUAAUUGAUUUUGGGGCUUUUCACAUGAAAAUUAGAUUUGAAAUUUUACAUAUUGCAAACAAGUCCUUUGAGAUUAUUUAA